Tachysurus fulvidraco (yellow catfish) is the source of this 3057-nucleotide messenger RNA. RefSeq names its product pleckstrin homology domain-containing family A member 5 (gene plekha4). Lineage: Eukaryota; Metazoa; Chordata; Actinopteri; Siluriformes; Bagridae. Bases 161 to 2869 code for a protein of 902 amino acids. The transcript is spliced from 21 exons. The record is from RefSeq and is a predicted model, not a curated record.
CCGUGAUGAGAGAGAGAAAGAGGGAGGAAGGGACAAGGACAGAGAGGCUAGUGUUUAGUGUUUAGGGGAAAAAACAGUGUGAGUCUUUAAACAGAAUGUGUAGGUGCAGAGAGCAUGAGAGACUGAGACAGAGAGAAAGAGAGAGAAAGAAAGGACAGAGAUGAUGGAGUUGGAAAUCGCUUUGGGACACAGACAACAGAACGGGAUGGAGGAACAGGACCGAGUGAGUCAAGCUUCUAGUGUGGUCACAGUUUCCUCAACCAGAGACAAGGCUGACAAGAAACUGCAGUCAUUCUGUAAAAGGUCUCGCUCAGUGCAGAGAGAUCCGAACUGUGCAGUAGUGAUCAGAGGCUGGCUAUAUAAAAGAGACAGCACAGGGCUGAAGUUGUGGAAGAGGAGAUGGUUUGUUUUGUCUAACUAUUGUCUAUUUUACUAUAAAGACAGUAGGGAGGAAUCUGUGUUAGGAAGUCUUCCUCUCCCCAGCUAUAAGAUUUUCUUCUGCUCUCCAGGAGAGUGCAAAAACAGGAAGUAUGCUUUUAAGGUGGUUCAUCAGGGAAUGCGUUCAUAUUUGCUCAGUGCUGAUACCCAGGAGGACAUGUUGGGUUGGGUCAGAGCUCUCCGCCACUCAGCAUGCAUGGAGACUGAUGACCUAAUCAACAGACGAUGCUCCAGCUAUCACGACUUCUCUCAGAUAGGGGGCAGCACAGAGUCAGUGACCCCACUGCACAUUUACAAGACCCAGAACAAACACUCUCAUGCUGCAGGAAGUGUGGAUUUGGGGGAUCACAGAAGCAGACACAGACCUUUACACAGUUAUGAUAUUCAAACUCAGUCUCAAAGUUUGGACCACACAGGUGUAGAUCACUUCCAGUGGCAUGGGUCAGGCCCGUCGACCCCCAGAUGUCAUUAUGGGUCACGGUCUCACAGCCCAAUGGGCAGAGUUGACCUACGACCUCAGUGUGAGAAAGAGACACACACACUCUCAGCAUUACAAGGAGGUACAGAUAUGGUUCUGACCUGUUUGUGUGGCUGUGAUAAAGUACUACAGACUCUCUCUGUAGAAAUGGAUCUACUACAGAAUGAUAAGGAUCAUGCUGAGUUUGCCUUGAACAUGUCUCGUAUAGAGUUGGGCAAGAGGCAGUUAAAUGACCAGCACAUAUCCCAGAAGGCUUUGCUGCAGGAGGAGCUCGUCACCAUCAGAGCCAGAAUGUGUGACAUAACACAAGAGAUGGAGGGAGUCUGGUUGGACUACAAGAGGAUGGAGAGUGAACUGUGUGUGUUUCGUUCUCACCUGCAGCACAUCUGCCAUUUUGGACUUCCACAGGAACGCCCCCUGGCUCAGAAGCAGAUUUGGAUGAUGGACGAUAUUCUAAGUGGUCUGAAGCCCAACAGGAGACGAUUUAAUGCACUGAUUGUUUCACACACACCAAAGAAGGAAAGUGUGCACUACUGGGGGGAGGAGUCAGAACCACCAGCUCGUCCUCCUUUACCUUUGGAAUUGGAGAACACUAAUAAGAGCACAAAGCUGAGGUCUGAGUGGGUGGAACCAAAUUACACAAAGUUGUACAACACUGAUACAAUCAAAACAGAAUCUCGGGCAGUGUGUUUAGGGGAGGAGUCUAAUCAUUUCAGACAGAUGGCCCAGAGGUUCCACCAGAAAGAAAUGCACAAUAAGAGGAGCCAAAGUCCAGAUUAUCGGAUGAAUAAACCCAGAUCAUUCAUCGAGUCUGAGUCUGAGUCCUCUCCGUUCUGUCUGAUGUACGUGACGAGGUCGAAGCUUCCUUCAGCUCUCACUGCACAGAGUGUGUGUGUGGAGGACUCAAACCCUGAGGAGGACAAAAUAAACACACUGAGUUACAAACAUGGAGAACGGAGUGAUAACGACAAUGUUGAUGUCUGUGAUUUAAACAGAGAAUCUGAUUUAUUUGUGAAAUCUGAACAAAGACACAAUAAACUUAAACGAGUGGAACACGUCAAAGAGCGAGUACCGAAGAGUGUCCUGAGACGGAGUGACUCUGCUCAUCCUCUGAAAUUCAUUGAUAUUGAAGGAUCUGUUAAUCGUUGCCAAAUGUCCACACAGUCCGUGAGCACUGAUAGAGUUCAUAUCCAUGGAGACAUGUGGAUGUCUGAGAGUGACGUACCUGAAACACCACCCACAUUUAGUGACAUCAAGCCUUCAUCAACCAAUCACAUUUCAACACUCACGAUAAACAACAUAGCAUCUGAGGACACAGAUCAGAGUGUGAACUGCUCCACUUCUACCAAUCAGAGGGCUGAAUGGUUUCUCUCCACCAACCACUGGCAGGAGUUCAUUCCCCUCAACAUCCAGGAAGAAGAACUUUCACCAACCAAUCAGGAUUCAGACACAUCAACCAAUCAGGAUUCAGACACAUCAACCAAUCAGGAUUCAGAACAAUCAACUAAUCAAACUCACUUGAGAGGAAAGUCGAACAUGACUACAUCAUUAAUCACCAUGGAUACACUUAAUAAAAACACUCCUAAGUCCUCAGGCAUAGUUUUCCAUCAGGCAACAGGAACUUCCUCUGACAGUCACAUGGUGUCCCGUUCUGAUCACUCAGGAAGAGAGCUGUGCAUCGAUGAGGAAAUCCAGUACAAACCUGCUCAAUCAGCCACAGACAAUAAUGGGGGUAUAGUGGAUGGAGCCAAAGCCCAACGAUCAAACCUGUCCAUUAAUCCCAAUGAGAAUGGAGCCCCUACAGAGAAAGCAGUAAAAGAGACAGGAAGUGAUGUCACUAUCGGUGGCAAAACUACAGAAGUAGUUUAUGGUUGUUGGAGUAAAAACUCAGAAACCAAUCACAAUGAUUCGUUUCACAAACCAAGAGUCACGGUGGUAAGCACAAGCCUAUAAAGAGGAAUAAUUAAAAAUAAAUAAAUAAAACAAUAAUAAUUAUAAUAGUGAUUGCUUUAAAGUGUCUGUACUGUACUUCACUUUUGUUUUUAAGUUCUUUUUUUAAAUAUUUCACACAACAGCUACUAUAAUUUUGCAGAAAUAUUUAAAUCUCCACCUGAUUUCUCAUUAAAAAAGCUGUUUAUUUA